Molecule: messenger RNA, 1260 nt
Organism: Nerophis lumbriciformis (worm pipefish)
Lineage: Eukaryota; Metazoa; Chordata; Actinopteri; Syngnathiformes; Syngnathidae
Source: RefSeq, a predicted model, not a curated record
AUGGAAAGGGAGUUGCAAUGGUGGAAAGGACAGCUUGCUGCAGACAUCCAUCAGUCCCUCCGCAUCAAGGAGCUCAAGUUGCCAGUCUACCGAGCCCAUUCGCCACAGAUUGGCAUGCGCCGCUACUUUGCAGACUUGUUGGCCAUCCUGAGUAAUCGCUACCAGUUGUGCCCCACAGCACGCCACCUGGCCGUCUACCUGCUGGACCUCUUCAUGGAUCAUUACGAUGUGGCUGUCAAGCAGCUUUAUGUUAUUGCCCUGUCUUGUCUGCUCUUAGCCAGUAAAUUUGAAGAGAAGGAGGACAGAGUGCCGAAAUUAGAGCAACUGAACUCGCUGGGAUUCAUGUGUAAUUUAAACAUGGUUCUCAACAAGAAGGAUCUGAUUAAAAUGGAGCUUCUGCUGCUGGAGACCUUUGGCUGGAAUCUGUGCAUGCCCACACCGGCCCACUUCAUCGACUACUACCUCAAUGCCUCUGUGCAAGAGGGAGAUCUGUACAAUGGCUGGCCCCUGUCUUCCCUCUCUAAAACUAAGGCUUUCAUGGACAAAUACACUCACUACUUUCUAGAAGUUUCAUUGCAAGACCACACUUUCCUCAGCUUCCGUCCAUCCCAAGUUGCUGCUGCAUGUGUCGCAGCAUCACGUAUUUGCCUGCAGAUUUCUCCAAGCUGGACUUCUGCGCUGCAUCUACUGACCGGCUACACCUGGGACCACCUGACUCAGUGCAUUGAACUCAUGCUGCUUGCUCACGACAAUGAUGUGAAAGAGGCCAACAAAACAAAGUGCACCCCUCCGCAUCGAGCUUCAUCUUUGCAGUCUCAGGGUCAAAGCUCUCACCUUUCUCCGGUUUCAGCUGUUCAAAGAACACCCUCUUCAUCAUCCUCAUCUACUACACCACAGCUGCUCUUUCAGUCGGACCGCUUCACAAACCUCUCCCAACAUUCCCCUUCCCUGUCCCAGCUGCAAACGCUAGCCGACGCUCAGGCUCUAGGGCCAGUGGUCAGCGUGUCUCAAGACUUUUUUCAGAGCCACCGGAUGGGGCUCCUAAGUGGGGCUUCUUGCCUGACUACUGGGAGCGGCUUCCCCUCUUAUUCAAGUCUGACCUCUGGCCUCCAGGCGGGGGCUCGCGCGCUGCCGCUCCAGAGCCCCAUAUCCGUUCAGAUGGCCCUCGCAGGGGAAGCGCACCACUGCUUGAGCGUGGCCUACACCGGGGGUUACCUAGGGGCCCAUCACACUUUUGCAGCCGGCUGUUUUGACAGGUGA